Messenger RNA from Scaptodrosophila lebanonensis, 515 nucleotides. Its product is annotated as histone H2B-like. NCBI's taxonomy places the organism in Eukaryota, Metazoa, Arthropoda, Insecta, Diptera, Drosophilidae. Bases 89 to 460 code for a protein of 123 amino acids. Gene Ontology annotation, cellular component: nucleosome. The record is from RefSeq and is a predicted model, not a curated record. Gene Ontology annotation, molecular function: protein heterodimerization activity; structural constituent of chromatin; DNA binding. The transcript has a single exon.
AAUUCAGUGGUAGAAAAAUAUUGCUAAAGCAACUGUGAAGUGUUGUGUUAUUUUAACUCAAGUGAAUUAAAUUAAUCUGAAGUGAAAAAUGCCGCCAAAGACCAGUGGAAAGGCAGCGAAAAAGGCUGGUAAAGCCCAGAAAAAUAUAACCAAGAACGACAAGAAGAAGAAGCGCAAGAGGAAGGAGAGUUAUGCCAUCUACAUAUACAAAGUUCUGAAGCAGGUUCAUCCUGAUACAGGCAUUUCAUCGAAGGCAAUGAGCAUCAUGAACAGUUUUGUGAAUGACAUUUUCGAGCGCAUUGCUGCUGAAGCUUCCCAUUUGGCCCACUAUAAUAAACGAUCGACAAUAACGAGUCGCGAAAUCCAAACGGCAGUCCGCCUACUUCUGCCCGGUGAAUUGGCUAAGCACGCCGUAAGUGAAGGCACCAAAGCCGUUACCAAGUACACCAGCUCAAAGUAAAUGUCUGAUCGCCCGCUUCAUAGCAGCAACAACGUUCCAAAAGGCCCUUUUCAGG